This is a messenger RNA of Salvia miltiorrhiza (redroot sage), 1838 nucleotides long. RefSeq names its product tubby-like F-box protein 5. The record is from RefSeq and is a predicted model, not a curated record. NCBI's taxonomy places the organism in Eukaryota, Viridiplantae, Streptophyta, Magnoliopsida, Lamiales, Lamiaceae. Gene Ontology annotation, molecular function: protein binding. Bases 385 to 1623 code for a protein of 412 amino acids. The transcript has 5 exons.
GGGAUACAGAGGAAAGUAUAUAAUAUAAAUAUAAAUAUAAAUAUAAAUAUAAAUAUAGUUAUCUAGAGAGAGAACCACAUAUUUAAAGGUGUGCAUAGAAAGCAGGGCAUGCUUCCGCUCACUAUUGUGAAAGCAGCUGUUAUUUCCUGUCUUCUCUGAGCUCGUGAUCACAAUUUGCUUUUAUUUUCGUUAACACAGCGGAGACUGCGGCUCAGCUAUGUAUAGCUUAAACCUGAGAAUUAGGGACGAUGAUUAGGUUUGGGUAUUCACAUUCCUAUGGAUCUGAAUCUGCUUUCGUCCGAUUUAUGCGUUCUCAACGAAUUUGGUCUCUUCGAUUUGAUUCUUAAUUUAUUCUCCAGAUAACGAUUGUGGAUAUCGCUCAAGAUGUCAUUCAAGAGCAUUGUAAGGGAGCUGAAGGAGAUGAGAGAUGGGAUUGGCAGCAUGUCUAGGAGAGGGAUUGAGGUGAAGCACUGGCGCAGCCAUACGAGGUCUUUUGUAGCCCCUGAUGUAAUUCUUUCGGAGCCGAUAGAGCAAGGGCAGUGGGCAAAUUUACCACCAGAAUUGCUUUUGGAUAUCAUUAGGAGGGUUGAGGAGAGUGAGACUGCUUGGCCUGCUAGGGCGGUUGUUGUUUCUUGUGCAUCAGUGUGUAGAUCUUGGAGGGAUGUUACCAAGGAAAUUGUUAAAACCCCCGAGGAAUGUGGGAGAUUGACAUUCCCCAUUUCAUUAAAGCAGCCGGGACCUCGAGAUGCUCCAGUCCAAUGCUUUAUCAAGAGGGAUAGAGCAACCUCUACCUAUCGUCUGUGUUUUGGCCUGACCCCAUCUGAAGAUGAGAGCGAUAAAUUAUUGCUGACAGCCAGAAAGAUGAGGAGGGCGACAAGCACAGAUUUCUUAAUUUCUCUGGUGGCUGAUGAUUUUUCUCGAGCCAGCAACACUUAUGUUGGAAAACUUAGAUCUAAUUUCCUGGGCACCAAGUUUACCAUAUAUGAUAGCCAAUCUCCAAAUGAUGCUGCAAUUCAGCAUAGGAGUCGGCACAGUCGAAGAUUUAAUGCUAAGCAAGUUUCUCCCAAAUUACCUGCUUAUAACUACAGUGUGGCCACCAUUUCCUAUGAACUCAACGUUCUCCGCACAAGAGGCCCUAGAAGAAUGCAUUGCACAAUGCUCUCGAUUCCAGUCUCUUCUAUUCAGGAGGGGGGCGUUGCCCCAACCCCGACAUCAUUUCCUCAGUAUAGUGAUGACAAGUCUCCGGCACUAAGGAUUUCGAAAGAAAAGGAACCGGCUAUAUCUUUCAGCUCCCCAAACCUCACAACUUCACCGGGACCAACGCCACAUUGUGGAGAGGCGCUCGUUCUGAAAAACAAGGCCCCAAGGUGGCACGAACACUUACAAUGCUGGUGCCUGAAUUUCAAAGGCCGUGUAACAGUAGCAUCUGUUAAAAACUUCCAGCUUGUGGCUGCUAUCGACCCUUCGCUAAAUAUUCCUGCUGCAGAACAGGACAAGGUAAUUUUGCAGUUCGGGAAGAUUGGGAAAGACAUUUUUACAAUGGAUUAUCGCUACCCCCUUUCUGCAUUUCAAGCUUUUGCAAUCUGCUUGAGCAGCUUCGACACCAAACCGGCCUGUGAAUGAUGGAUUAUGUACAUCAAGAUCAUCGUCUAGCUUCCGGAGGGAUGAGACUAUGUUUAUCGAGAGCCUUUACUGUGCAGGUAGUAGCUUAUAGUAACUUAGAAGCUCAGAUGAAACUAUGAUUUGGGAUAUAAAAUUUGUUAUGAAUGUUGCGAGAACUAGCUUCCAUGUAUAUACCAUGUUUAGUCAUAUCAAAGAUUUGAUGAUUCACCCUUUUA